Papilio polytes (common Mormon) is the source of this 762-nucleotide messenger RNA. RefSeq names its product protein C12orf4 homolog. Lineage: Eukaryota; Metazoa; Arthropoda; Insecta; Lepidoptera; Papilionidae. Bases 94 to 762 code for a protein of 222 amino acids. The record is from RefSeq and is a predicted model, not a curated record. The transcript is spliced from 5 exons. Gene Ontology annotation, cellular component: cytoplasm.
GUCAUUUGUCAACACUCGAUUGUCAAAUCUUGUUGACAUACAACAAUAACAACAGUGGGUGUUUCAAGUAUUUCGUCUUUUCAUUUCCUCAAAAUGACUACAGAAAGGACAGAAAAAAUUGUAAAUAGUGAGACAAAAACAUUCAAGUUCUCAUUCCCGACUUGCACGAAUGAGGAGAUACUAUUCAAACUGGAAGUGCCGAUCGAGAUACCAUACGAUGGCUCGCCUCGCGAGCUGGUGCAGCGCGUUAUAAAUAUGUUCCACAUACCCGUGUAUCUGGAAGAUGAGUUGAAUGAGAAACUGGCUCAGUUCAUCAGCGAGGAGACGCGCGAUUUCCACAACAGCCGGGACGAGAAGCUCCUCAACCAACUGAAGAACAGCGAGCUGAACGUGGACGGUAUUGUGAAGCAGUGGGAGAAACUCUUCAAAGAGAAUGUAGUGGAGUUUGCUGAACAAAAGGGAACUUCUGAUGAGGAGGUGUUUGCUGCAGCAUACCACAAGUUAGUACACUCCCCUGCACUGGACACCAUCCUGCAGGUGGAGAACUCCUACGCCAAAACUGUCUCUGAUAUGAUGAAUAGCCGCGAUGAAGACAUCAACAAACUCACAGAAAGACAAACAGAGGAGAUGGAAGAGAAGAUGCGCCUGCUGAACGUGAGCACGACGGAGGAGGAAAUCAACGAGACGGCGGUGCAGCAUUUCGAGGCGCAGAGCGUGGCUGCGGCGCGCUGGGAGUCCCAGCUGGACAAUUAUAUUGCAUAA